Molecule: messenger RNA, 5064 nt
Organism: Phyllotreta striolata
Lineage: Eukaryota; Metazoa; Arthropoda; Insecta; Coleoptera; Chrysomelidae
Source: the annotation of a GenBank genome assembly
GUCGAAUGCAAGCCAUCAAACAUCAAAGUUAUCCAACCCACUUUAGGCUGUUUAAAGUUUAAAGGGGAUAGCCUGUAAUUUCGUCCAUCGCCUUUAAACCUGCCUUGUAGAUAUGCUUAAACGGAAUCAAAAACAAAUUAAAGCUAGUGCAAAAAGUGACAAUUGUAACCUAAAAGAGAACGAAUACAAAAGCAGUGAAAUAUCCUUAACGACAUUAAUAGGCGUCCGGAAUUUAAAGAGAUGGAACGCCCUCAAAAUCGAAUUUCGCUUCCAAGCCGACGAAGAAUUCGUUACGAAAUUGUUGGACCUCGCAGAGGACUAUCUAAACAAGACACAAAGAAAACCCCAUACAAAUCAUGAAGAGACCAGCACGAAGAAGCUCGAAAAAAAUCCCAAGCAUCACAUUGAUACAAAUCCCGUUAAAGAGGAACUAAACGAGGAUGUUCCGCAGCUACAAGAAAAAAUUUCCAAUUACGAUGUAAAGAAUAUAAUAGGCGAAAACAAAACCCAAAGCGCUGGCGCUAAACUGAAAGAAGACACCACGAGACUGGUUAAGAAAGUAACGUUGAAAAAAGAAGGUGCUAAUAAAAAGGGCGACAAAACCCAACUUCCUCUCAAAGAUUUAAAACAGUGUGAUAACAAAAACGCCGAUAACACAGAGAAAUCCACCGAGAAGGAAAACAAGCCGACUAAUAACGUAGAUAAAAUUCGAAUAAAAUUGUGCCAAUUGUGUAACACGCAUCACGUUCAAGUUCACUGCCCGCUGAAUUUCCCUCAUUACGUCGUGCACGAUGCCUUCGAUCCCGUCUAUUGGGAGCAAAAAUACAAACUUUUACACGAAGAGGCUCAAACGAGCAAAGAAAAAACCGACAACAGCGAGCUGGAGCUCUACGAAUACAGCUUUUCGGUACUAUCUCUACCCAACUCAUUGUAUUUAAAGGACACCAACAGCACUCACGGUACCGGAGUGUUUGCCAAAAUUGAGAUCGAACCGUUCACUCAAUUCGGGCCUCUCAUCGGCAAGACUGUCAAAGAAAUGGAAAUUCCCGAGGAUAUUAACAUGAAGAACAUAUGGGAGAUUCAGGGCGGAUCGGAGAACGUGUACUUUGAUACGGAAAACGUCACCGAAGCGAAUUGGUGCAAAUAUCUCAGGCCAGCCCCGACUAGAGAUGAUAAAAAUCUAACUGUGAUAGCUAAAGAUUCUAAAUUAUUUUUUGUCUCUGUUAAGUUUAUCAAAAUCGGCGAGGAACUACUGUUCUGGCAGGAUUCUCAGACUGCUAGUAAUAAGAAGAAAAUGGAAAAGACUACUUGUGGAGGUUGCAAUAUAGACUUUAGUCAUCCGCAUUACUACAGAUUGCACUGCUCUUUGUUUCACGACAUACGCUAUAGCUUGACCAUCAAGAAAUACCAUUGUAAAGUGUGCGGUGUGGCAGUUUUAGGCAAAGAAAACAUAAUGAAACACGCCGCAGAAUUGCACAAUGGACAGGGAGCUUACCAAUGUCAGUUUUGUAAAAAAUUUUUUCUAAGAUUGAAUUAUUUAGAAAUGCAUCGAACGUACGGAUGUUCUGCCAACCCACACAGAUCGAGGCCACUGUGCGAUUUCUGCGGCCGGAAAUUCUGCCAGCCCCAAAAAUUGAAAGUGCAUAUUAAAAGGAUGCACAGCGAUUUAGCCGAAGUGCUGAAGGAGUUUCAAUGCAAGAGUUGCUUGAAAAUACUAGGCUCUAGAGCUGCAUUACAGAGACACACGAAAGAAGUCCAUAAGAAACAAACGGAGGCCAAUUGCUCGUGUUCGAGGUGCGGGAAAAGUUUCCAGAACAAAUCGAAUCUGAAAAUUCACAUGCUGACACAUAGCGGAAUAAAACCGUUCAAGUGUAUAAUUGCGAUUUGUAACGCUGCAUUUACAACGAAGCAAUGCCUCCAGUUUCAUUACAAGAAAAUCCACAACUACACCGAGGAAAAUAUGCCAAAAAUCGAAAGAAGCGUGGAUUAUACAUUCCAAGCUUACAGCGGUAGUGGUGAUGGAAUUAAUGAAAACGAACAGCCAGAAACCUCACAGGAAUCCAAUUCGAAAAAUCGAGAAAGUAUGUCCGAUGAUGGGAGCGACGAUAACGAAAAUAUCGACGAUCCGUUAGCGUUGACAAUAAGCAAUCAAACUUCGAAGAAUCCAGUGGAAUUCGAGCCUAAUUCUCCGCAAGACAUUCAUGCGGAAAAAGCAUCCCAUACCGAUGACUACCCCAAAUCCUCGCUAUCCGGAUCCAAUCUGAAAGUGCUGAGUAAAGGUUCCAAAAAAUGGAUCGGCGACGAUCCGCCCGCAUCGUCCAAACUACACGAUAUUUACUCAGUCGAACGGCUCAGCAAAGACGAUCUAUCCGGCAUAACGUUACAGGAAACCGACGACUACGACAGAAACAAAACCAACGCGAACGAUUUCAACAGGCACGAGGCCUCGAACGCCAGCCUGCUCGUCGAAGCGGCCCUCGAUUCGGUCUGCAACGAACCCAACAUCGACAUCGACGUCGGCACGACGCCCAAUUGCGCCGAUUCCUUGGUCAACAAUCUCUACAAUCUCGCGCAAUCCGACAACCUCCCCGACGUUUCCUACAACGACAUCAACGAUUCCCGCGACAUCAGCCUGAUAUCGCCGUCGGUCAACGACCACGACCACGUCUCGGUCACCGACGAACUCAACGACGAAUUGAGGCGCGACAACGCCAUCGGAAUGCACUACUCCGGCUUCCAUCAGAACGACUUCAGCCCGCCGCACAGCCCCGACAUCCACCGAUCGAACUUCGUGCGGAACUACAUCAACAGCCUGUCGCCGCAGAACGUUUCGUACGAUCCGAGGAACCCGUCGCCCGUGCCCAGCCCGUCGCGCUACGACAUCUUCGCCCAUCACGUCAAUCCCGAUCACUUGUCGUCGGACGACAGCAACGGCAUGACCGUCCAGAAUCUGAGCCUGCACAACGCCAAAAACGACAUCCAGCUCGAUCUGUCGCUGUACAAGACCUACAAAUCGAGCAACCAGGACUACAUCAGGAAGCUGAAGUUCGACGACGACAACACCUUGGAGCAGGACCACAUCGACGUCAUCAGCCAGGACCUGCCGAGCGACGUGCAAGGCAUGGAGGGCGAGAACAAAGGCGGCCCGGACCGGGACGAGCACGACAAGUACGAAUUAUCGGCCGACAUUCGCAACAAAUUCGACAUCGAUUUGGAUCUGAGGCUCAAAGCGUACGAUACGAUGGACGCGGAGGCUCUAAGGCAACGGAACCACACCUACGAGACUAGCGAGUUGGAUUUUCGCAGCAAGGCGGCUUACGAUUUGAUCGACGCGGUGGAAAAUCGAAACAAACAGUACGAUCUGAUAGACAACGAUUUCAGGACGGACAGGAAUUUCGAACCUUUGAUUCUGAAUUCAUCGGAGUUGCAGGGUUUGGAUAUGUCGGCGAGGAGCUUCCACAACUACACCAACAUCAACCGGUACAGGCCGCUCUAUCCCGAGGUGGAUCGAGUGGAUUUGAGGUUGAAUUACAGCCCGCCGCCUCCCACUUACACGCACGCCGAUUUAUUGCGCGUUGUCUCCUUAGAUCUCACACCGCCGGGCAGGCACAGCGUGGAUUUGAGCCUGAGAAACCAUCCGCUGCAUCAAAUAGCCAAUUCUCGUUUGCUAACCGAGCACGGUCUGCAGCCGAACCCGCAUCGAUUGCUCGACCAAAGCAGGAUAUUGAACGCGGAUUUGAUAUCGAGCAGGCACUUGGCGACCGAUAGAUUGAUAACCGAGCAAGGCAACAGGAUCUUGACCGAUCACAGCACCUCUAGGAUCUUGAACAACGAGCAGCUGGGCGCGAACCAUCUGCUCGCGCCCGACCAGAGCCGGAUCAUCGGCGACGAUUCGCGCGUGUUGACCGAUCAAACGAGGCUGUUGGAUCAGAGUAGGUUGAUCGGGGACGGGAGGAUUCUGCCGCCGACCACCCCCAACGGGGGGUUGUCUCCCGUGCAGGGUUUCGGGAGUUAUACGGUGCCCCAAAAUCCGUAUCAUCCGGCGCCUUUGGCUACCAGGCCGCACGUUACGUCUCCUACUACAGCCGCAUAUCAUUAUCCUACGUAUUAUUGAAUUUGUUAAGUAAUUUUAAUCGUGUAAAUAGUCGGUGGGCAUGUAAGUAGUUAGGUAAUUUCGUUGUUUGUACGUGGUGAAUCGAUUGACGAGUUAAAGGGCGAUGGUUCGGUAAAAUCUCGUUGUAAAAUUCUCCGUAUGUUUUAAGAAAAAAGUCUGAAUUUGUUUCUUCCUGGAACCAAUUAAUACUCAUAUUUUAAUUAUAAUUUCGAUGAGCAUAUUUUCAGAAUGUCGUGAAGUUUCAGGGAAAAUAUGGCAUUAUCAACAUUUUAUAUUCUUGCAUAAACGAGUUGGUAAUAUUUUGUGCUAUGCUCUGUUUAAAUCUAGGAGGCUGGAGGAGUGAUUUGAAAAGUCAGAAAAUUGGCAAGGCGGCAAAUAAAUAUCUUUCAUUUACAUAAAAUUGAAAGUAAACUGCCAAUAACUAUAUUAAAAGAUGAAAUGAAUUAACAAACCACCUAAAUACGGCAUAUUAAAUAAAAAAGAAAAAUAAUAAAAUUUCUAUAACAUGAACUUGACUCGUAAUUAACCAAUAAACAAACGGCAGUGUUGCCAACUUAAAUUCAAAUCGCUCUUCCUAGAUUUUCUAGGGUGACAUUUAUGUUGGAAUAUAAAAUUGUUUUUUUUUUCUGUAAUAAAGUCUAGUCAUGUUGUUGUAAAUAUCUUAGGAUAAUUCAAAGGCAUUAGUUAAUAAAGAUGCGUUUAUAAUAGUACAUCAUGGAUAAUUCGGAUAUUUCAAAUUGCGGGAAAAAUUUUCUGGUAGAUGAAACUGAAAAAUUGGAAUGGUUGGAUGUCCGGAUAAUUUAAGUAAUUUGUUUCCAAUGUUUAUCGAUUGUUUCGUAAUAAACUUGCCAUCAACGAUAAUAUUUUGGUAAUUUUUGUGCAUUAUAAUUUUAUCAAUAUUGUAUUUAAUGCUAUUAUUAACUUUAUUAUAUUAAUUGAUUUGAUUUUUA